Mercenaria mercenaria is the source of this 660-nucleotide messenger RNA. Lineage: Eukaryota; Metazoa; Mollusca; Bivalvia; Venerida; Veneridae. The record is from the annotation of a RefSeq genome assembly.
AUGUGGGUUGGGAGUGUAUUAGUACCUGUUUAUGCACUGUGUUUUAUGGUUUAUUGAAUAGCACCGAGCUAUUUGGAAGGGGGUCUAAUAUCUAUAGUGAAAGGUUUUGUUUCUGGUUUACCUCCGAAAGUAAAAACCAUGGGUGGUAGAGCUCAUCUCUUUGUUACAUUGUUAUUAGUUUUAAUAAUGUUUAACAUUGGCGGUGUUUUUCCUUACAGUUACCCUGUUAUAGCUCAUUUUAUUGCUUCAAUAAGUUUUGCUUUACCUUUUUGGUUUAUAACUUUUAUUUUAAAUUUUAACCCUAACUGGAGUUUGUUUUGAUUAAUUAGAAUUCGUCAAGGAGGGUCUUUAAUGCCAACUGCUAUAGCUAUAAUUUCUGAGUGAGUAAGUUUAAUUGCUCGUCCUGUUACUUUAAUGUGUCGAUUAAGAAUAAAUAUUAUUGUGGGUCAACUUGUAUUAAAACUUGUAUCUUCCUUGAGUGUAGGAAUUCUAUAUCCUUUUGGUAUUUUUAAUGUGUCUGUUUUUGUAGGUUCUUUGGUGUGGUUACUUAUCACUUAUUUUUUGUUUGUAGUUGAAUUAUGUGUAGGGCUUUUACAAUCGUUUAUUUUUGUUGGACUUUUGGUUUUUUACGUUUAUGAAGUGGUAAUAAGACCUGAGUAA